AUGCUACGCAUUGUGUCAUUGGGUUCGAUUGUGGACGACCCGCGGUUUAUUUAUCGUAACAAACACAAGGCUAUGCCGUACCCGGUAGGCUAUACGAUUGAGCGAGGCGUCUUUAUUGGUGCUGGCGGAAACGCACUUGGUGAGAAGGCAAAAGUGCUGUUUCCAGGUGAUGAAGGUGCGGACGCGCACGUGGCUGACGUGUACUUCACGGCCUCGAUCAAGAAAGGGCUGGAUGGGGGUUCACUUUUUGAGGUCAUCCGCAGUGAUCGACCAGACGUUGUCCACAGCGGCGAUAAUCCUUCCACUCCGUGGCGAAAGGCGUUUGAUGCGGCCGCGCAGGACUUUUCGGAGAGGUUGGGGGAAAUUGUGGGGGAGAAGCGUGACGCCAAUGGCGGCAUGGUGGUGCGUGGACCACGGUGGUUUGGGUUGACCCUCGAUAGCGUCUCAGCACGCCUCAAGACACUGCCGGGUGCCAGUGUCGUGUUUCGCGAUGGCAAGGAUGCUUCACGGGAAGGAAAGAAAACACGAGAGGGUGGGGCCACCACGGCAACGGCGGCCACGACCACAGAAAAAGGAAAGAAAGAUUCACGGACAAGGAGUUCUGCGGCAAGUUCACAGCAGGUUUUGUCACGGACCGAUACAUCAGCUCCUUCGAAAAGGCGGCGUGUCACGGAGAAAGAGCAGAACGACGACAGUGACACCAAGGCGAUUAUUGAUGAUGAUGAUGAUGUCCCUCUCAACUUGCUAGUUACAGGAAGGAUCAGUGGGUUGCAUGAGCCGUGCCAGGUGUGCGGUCUCCGGACUUCGUUUUGCCCCAUGACGGGUAAACCACACGGGGUGGCCAAGUCACAGAGAAGCAGUGGGGUCUCUGCGCAGGGGGAGGCUUCAGGCAAAAAAAGUCGGACACCGCUAAAGUCAAAUGUGCCGUCGGAUACUGUCGAGACGGCAUCGAAUCGAGCAGGAAGAAAACGAUUGCGUGACACCAAUGGCGUUGACGCAGCGAAUGCACCAACUGUUAAAAGGUCGAGAGGGGGUGCGAGUAAGCCGGCGACUCGACAAAAGACGGUGAAGGUGGAAACCCCUUCUGCGUCUGCAGCAUCAACACAGGAUGGUCAGAGGAGACGACUGGUACAGUUAAAGUUGCCUGGGCAAGAAAGUAAGACAGAGUCCGUGGACAUGGAGGAGAUGCCAUUGACAACACUUCUUGCAAGGAAAAUGUUGACAGCGACUGGCUCCGUUAAAACGGUGUCGUCGCCACUUCCCACUUUACCAUCACCAACACAGUCGCCAUUCUGGAGACCCCCACUUGCGGAACCGGAGUCGCAGAAGGCAUUGCGGGUUCUCCAGCGUCUUAUUCGUGCGGAGGAAGUUAUUCAUGUACCGUUUGCCUCGUUGCUUCACCUCCCGUUAGUGGCUUCCGCGAAACCACGAACAGUGAAGAAGAAAAAGCAGGAGGGUGAAGAUACCACAGUUGCGGAGGAGCCUGGGGAGGACGCUGGUAAUGUUAUGGACGAGGACAAUUCUGCAGCAGCCACAAUAGCGGGAAAAAAGAAGAAUUUGGUUGAGGGAAAGGACCGCCAUCCGCUGGAUAUUACAGAUGUUGCUUUUAGCGUCGCAGGGAAGCGAUAUGUGAAAUUCAUGCAGUUAUACACAAGCGAGAGGAUGAAACUUGAUUUAUUGAAAAAGGCUGACGUGAUUCAACCGGUUCAAAGAACACGUGGGACCGAAAAAAAGCAUACAGAAACGACCGAGGGGGUUGCUCCAGCUUCUUCUUCUUCUAUUCAUGCAGAUGAGGAAAAUAAUGAAUUAAAGCAGGAGCUGCAACAGAGUUAA
Molecule: messenger RNA, 1833 nt
Organism: Trypanosoma cruzi
Lineage: Eukaryota; Euglenozoa; Kinetoplastea; Trypanosomatida; Trypanosomatidae
Exons: 1
Coding region: 1-1833 (610 amino acids)
Cellular component (GO): nucleus
Source: RefSeq, a predicted model, not a curated record